This is a messenger RNA of Puccinia triticina, 2223 nucleotides long. RefSeq lists its product as uncharacterized. Gene Ontology annotation, molecular function: GTPase activator activity. Gene Ontology annotation, biological process: negative regulation of TORC1 signaling; positive regulation of autophagy. The record is from RefSeq and is a predicted model, not a curated record. Gene Ontology annotation, cellular component: vacuolar membrane; GATOR1 complex. NCBI's taxonomy places the organism in Eukaryota, Fungi, Basidiomycota, Pucciniomycetes, Pucciniales, Pucciniaceae. Bases 1 to 2223 code for a protein of 740 amino acids. The transcript is spliced from 6 exons.
AUGGCCGGCCGGCUGGAGCCGUUCAAGCAAGCCCAGGACUAUCUUCCCCGGCUCAAGGCGGUGUUCUUCGGGCGGUGGGACGAAGACAAGGGCUGCGAGAUCACCUACCAGGUGCCCGAGAACUCCAUCAGGGUCGCCUCAACCGCACCCACCAACCCAUCCGGCAGCACCAGCGACCUCCGCGAGCCCACCCUCAGCAUCACCCUCGAUCCCCACCCGCAGACCCUCCAGCACGGGCCAGCCGACUGCCCUCCAGGCCAGCACGACCACCCCAAGUACCUCUUCGAAUUCACCCAUGUCAUCGACUUCAUCCUCCCCAAGAAACAUCUGUGUGGCCAUCUGGUCACCGUCUCCUCCGGAUCCGUCAAGAUCCUCGGCUUCCCAACGCUGAUCGAAGACGAAGAGAAAUACGAGCGCAACUUCUUCAUGUUCAAUCUGUGCUUCGUCUUCGACAAGGAUUCCGAACUGCUAGGGUACGAGCCCAUCGUCAGAAAGACCGGCAGAGUCUUGAGAUCGCUUGAGGAGAAAAACUCACUGCUGUCCGCGCCCAGUAAUUCGAGGUUCGAGAUCAAGUCGAUCUUGGAAGAAUUAUUUGAAGAGCUGAAUUCGUUUUCCGAGGUUUCUAUUUCACUGAACCAUCAAUAUCCCACACCAGCCCCAGUUUCAGGCACAUCGCCCUCACCCUCAUCCGCAUCCUCGUCUCCCUCGAGAAAACGCCGACAAGCAGACCGUCGACUGCAGCCUUCGCACGAGCAACAUCCUCAUCCAGAUCCAGUGGUCUCCUCUACAUCGGCAUUGUUCUUGCUGAACUUGAAGCUGUUCCCGUUCUACGGGAAUCCUCCGAAAGUCGAAGACUGGAACGUGCCCAUCAGCUUGGUCUCGUUCCUCAAAUUGAGAUCUGAAGUCACCUGGGAUCUAACCAUGUUCAAAUUGGUUCCUUUUAUCGAUGGCACCGCAACCGUUCGGAAGAUUUCGAGGUUAGCAGAUGUUGAUAUCCAUCUGACACGAGAGUGUAUCCAACAUCUAGUGUUUUUUGGGUGUUGUAUGAUCACCGAUCCAUUCAGGUUUUCGAAUUCAUACAAGUUGAUCGGAGGCACGAUGUUCGAUCUCUUAGGGGAUUCGAACGAUUUCGAGUCGAUCAAGCUUCAAGAAGAGCUGAAGGACUACAUACUUACUGACCCGGCCGCCAGUCCAUCCGACCCACCCCCACCGGAACCACCCAAAGAGAGUAAUUGGACCGACGGGGGCCGCCCAGAUAAUGGUCACGCCGAGCGCGCAGAUCGGUCCGAUAAUCAGUUUCAUAGCUCACGUUAUUCAGUCGAUCACAAUGACGAUGUCGAUGAAUUAUUCCUGUUCAAUCGUGAUCAUCACCAUCAUCCUCAUCAUUCUUCAUCUCAUUCAAUCUCAAACCUCCUCAACCUUUACAACGAAUUCAAAUCGGGAAUUACUGUUCACGAUUGGAUGGAACAAAAUCAAGUGCAUGAGUUGAAUAUCGAUGUCAGACGGUUCAUCAGUUUUGGGACCAUCAAAGGCUUUCUCAAAAGGGUUAAUUGCUAUCCGAUCUGGGCGCUUCAUCCCGACCUUAGUCAUCCGCAACAAGCGGCCAAGAGCACGGCAGAUCAAGAUGAUGAACAGCACCAGGCUCCCGAGCUCCGCUUAGCCCCAUUGACUCGUUCCCAUUCGUUUACUCGCGGAGGACGCCACCGGCACCCCUCCUAUCGCCUCAGCUCUUCGAACACCCGCCAGCCGGCCUGGCUGGCCGUCCUCAAGCGGCUCAACCACCCCCACCCGCUCCUCUCCCCGCCCGGCACUCUGUCCCACGAGCAGCAAUACUUCGACUCCAGCCAUCCCGGCCCUCACCAUCCAGACGAGGCGAAGAAAGCCCCGCGCAAGAAAACCCUCUCGGCCCGCAAACCAAGUCUCGUCUUCGACCCUCAUCAUCCCCAUCAGCAGCAGCAGUCCCAUCCAGUCCGACAGAACAGCUCCUCCCUCCUCCACCACCACCUCUCCGUCGCCGUACAGGUCCCUAAAGACUUGCCCCUCAUGCUCAACGGCAACCAUCACCUCGACGAGCUCUGUGUCGAGUUCAAGAUCAGCUUGGUCCAGCUCGAACAGAUCCUCCGAUACAUCGACACCCUCUCCCUUGAGGAAAUCACCCUCUCCCCUCAGGCUUCCUCUGCCGCCUUCACCCCCUCUUCCGCCAUGCAAACCAUCUAUUACUAA